This is a messenger RNA of Chenopodium quinoa (quinoa), 1802 nucleotides long. Its product is annotated as high affinity nitrate transporter 2.5-like. Gene Ontology annotation, molecular function: nitrate transmembrane transporter activity. The record is from RefSeq and is a predicted model, not a curated record. Gene Ontology annotation, biological process: transmembrane transport. The transcript is spliced from 2 exons. Lineage: Eukaryota; Viridiplantae; Streptophyta; Magnoliopsida; Caryophyllales; Amaranthaceae. The coding region runs from base 2 to 1543 and encodes 513 amino acids.
CAUGGCUUCCAAUAAUGUUGGAGAAAAUUACAAGUUUGAAACAAAAAAGUUUAGUCUUCCAGUAGAUACAGAAAACAAGGCCACAAUUUUCCCAUUGUUUUCAAUUGAAAAGCCUCAUAUGGUAGCAUUUCAUCUGAGUUGGUUUCAAUAUUUCACUUGUUUUUUAUCCACUUUCGCAGCUCCGCCCCUGUUGCCAAUAAUCCGUGAUAACCUUAAUCUUACAGCCAGUGACAUUGGUAAUGCAGGAAUUGCAUCUGUUUCCGGGGCGAUUUUUGCCCGUCUUGCCUUAGGUUUUGCCUGUGACAUGACAGGUCCUCGCCUCGCCUCUGCAGUCACCUGUUUACUCACUGUACCUGCUGUUUACCUCUCUGCAAUGGCUAGCACACCUGUUAGUUACUUCCUGAUGCGGUUUUUCACCGGAUUUUCACUAGCCACUUUUGUGUCUACACAAUAUUGGAUGAGCUGUAUGUUCUCCCCUAGAGUAGUUGGUAUAGCUAAUGGGCAGUCGGGUGGAUGGGGAAACCUUGGCGGAGGGGUAGCUAACCUUGUUAUGCCACUUCUUUACAGUUUAAUCCUCAAGUGUACUGGACCUGAAACAGCAUUCACAGCCUGGAGGAUUGCAUUCUUCAUACCGGCUUUCUUUCAGAUGUUUUCGACGUUUGCUGUAAUGCUGUUAGGCCAAGACCUUCCUGAUGGAAAUUUUCUUCGCCUUCAGAAAUCUGGUGAAAUGCAUAAGGACAAUGCUAAGAAGGUUAUAUAUCAUGCAGUCACCAAUUAUAGGAGUUACAUCACUGCUAUAGGAUAUGGAUUCUGUUUCGGAGUUGAGCUAGCCGUAACAAAUGUCAUUGUUUUCUACUUUUAUGACCGAUUCAAUCUAAACCUUAACCUUGCAGGAAUUGUUGGUGCCCUCUUUGGCCUUGUUAACAUUUUCUCUAGGUCAUGUGGUGGAUUGUUCUCCGACUUCAUGGCGAAAAAGUAUGGAAUGAGAGGUAGAUUGUGGGGGUGGUGGGGUGUUCAGACACUAAGUGGUGUAAUGUGCAUUAUUAUGGGACGCCUUGACACUUUAAGCGGUACCAUUGCAGUCAUGUUGAUCUUUUGCUUUCUUGUUCAAGCUUCCGAAGGACUCACAUUCGGGGUUGUUCCUUUUGUCUCAAGAAGAUCUUUGGGGUUAGUUUCGGGCAUAUCAGGAGCAGGUGGAAACGCGGGUGCAGUAAUAUGUCAAGCAAUUUUCUUUAGAGGUUCACAAUUCAAAAUAGAAGAUGGAAUAACAUACAUGGGUAUUAUAAUCAUUGUUACUACCCUUAGCUUAGCAUCCAUAUAUUUCCCACAAUGGGGCGGUAUGUUGGUCGGUCCAAAAAAAGGUGUUACAGAAGAAGACUACUACAUGAAGGAAUGGGAUGCAGAUGAGCAGGCAAAAGGCCUUCAUAAAGUAAGCAUGAAAUUCGCCGAAGGCAGCAGGAAUGAGAGAAGUUCUACAGCAAAACAUUAUGUAUCAGAAGAAGAUGGUAGCACUCGACGGGGCACACGGCCAGCCAAUGUCUAAUAAGCUCCAGCAAUUUUCUACCUCUUGAUUGGCUAUCUGUUUGUAAUACAUGAUUUUUUGUUAACUUCUUGAGAAUUUGUGCCUAUGGAAUAACAAAUAUACUUCUAAGUCUUAGUUAAAUUGGUGUAAAAGAUGAUCGGAUGCAUAAAUCAAGAUUGUCUUUCAAAUAAAUUGAAAAAAUGUGAACUGAAAAUGUGUAACAACUGAAAUAUAGGAUAAAUUAAAAUUACUAAUUAAAGAUAAAUUAAAAAACAAACAA